AAACCCAAGAAGGAGGGUGUGUUCUUGCUCAGACUUUGAUUGCUAUAAGCCAGAAGAAUGUAGUAAGAAUUCAGCUGAAUAUGGUAAAGCUAUACCUAGAAGAAUUAGGGAAUUCUUCCAGAGGAACCCAAAUCUCAAGGAGUAUUUGGUGUUAUUGGGCUUUUAAUAUAUCAGUUGUUUCCUGCAAUGAAUUUCUUGUGUGCUCUCACACCUUCCCCAAGCACUUCUAACAGUGUAUUUUAUCUGAUAUACUUCCCUAGCACCCAAAGCCAAAAGGCUGACAGGACAAAGCAUUUUCGACGAUUCAAUGAGUCUCCUGAACUGAGGUAAACACCCUUAUGGAGACACUGGACUGUGUUAUAAUGCUGUAGCACUCAGAUUCAAUAGAUUAUAAAUAUUUGUCAUCAUUGAAAAGGGUUGGUUAUAAAUUAUUAUUGAUUAAAAAACUACUGCUAGUUAAAGAUGCUUCACAUUGGUACAAUGUUGAUACAGAGUUAUUCUUGUUAUGGUAUAUGCAUGAAUUUCUGUUCUUGUAUAAAACAUUGCAGCUUUACAUUGUAUCCUACACUACUGAGGGAAAUCACAAGAAAGACUUUGGUAAGAGAUUCUAUGUUUAAAAAAGGAAGAGGGAAAUUUGUCUGAAGUAAAUGCCUAAAUGGACUGAGAAAACAUGGGAGGUUAUAGAAGGUCAGGGUGUAUGCUGUAAAUUUGGAAGAUUGUAGAAGAUCACAGGGAAUGUCAGCUAUGUCUGUUGUGGUUUCUUAUACCUGUAAACACUGAAUUUAAAAGUUAAUUAUGGUUGGUUUCCAUGUUAAAAUUAGCUGAUGAUUCUCCAAACUGUUUAUGUUAAAAAUGGAUAUAUAUAUGUGUGUGUGUGUGUGUGUGUGUGUGUGUGUGUGUCUGUACAUAUAUGUGACUUAUUUAACUGUAUGUGUAAAUGUAAGCUAGCUUUAACUGUACUGAUGUGUAUGUAACUUGGAUACAACUGUGCAUAUAUGUGUAAGCAAUUAUUAUUUGGAAAAACAUGUCUUAAACAGCAACCUUAUGGCUUUCCUCCAUGUUGUCUGGUGACCUCAUAGGCAGCCAAGUGCCUGGCAGCCAUCUUUUACUAAAGGUUAUAAAGCUCUAUUCAAGUUAACAAAAAGCUAAAUUAGAGACUUACACCUGAGUACUUAUGUUUUUGCUAAGUGUUCAACAGUAAGCUUCCAGAGAAUUUAAAUAGAUGGCUACAUAUGUUUAAUAAAUAAGGUAUUUAAUAAGUAUUAAAACUGUACCUCAAUGCUUUUAUACACAAGAAUAUACCUUGCUCUGGCAGCAAAACUGUGUAAUUUAAGAUUUACUCAUAUAAUCAGCUGAUAAUGGUUUUCAAGACAUGAAGGGAUCAUAGGGAAGAGCUGGGGUUUACAAAUGUAUGGCAGGGCUAGAGUUCCAAAGAGAGUCCAGUUUUAAAAAUGCCAGUGCUGAUCCCUGUGUGUUGGGCGCCCCGCAGGCGUGCACUUUGUCACCUGGAGUGGAGCAGGGCAGAGCUGGCAGGACUGCACAGGGUGCUAGGCUCGGCGCCACACCCCUAGGAGCUCCCACCCCAGGCAGACCGCCUGGUUCUCCCUGAGAAUCUCAUCUUGGCAGAAACUUUCCCUGCUGUCCCCCGCGCCAUGGCGAGUUGCUCAGCUGACCGCAGGCCGGAAGGGCGGCCAUCCUUGGCCCUGGAGACGCCCUUCCGGAAGCGUGCAGCCCUGCCCUCGGGGACCUCGGUCCAGCAGGGACCAGGCGGAGGAUCCCUACAGUACAGCCUGGCUUUCCUGGGCCGUCUGUGCUUCCUGGAGUUCCAUGGAAAAUGGAAGGCCUCCCGAUCCUGCAGACUGGGCGGUGAUGGACGUCGUCAAUUAUUUCCGAACAGCAGGAUUUGAGGAGCAAGCUUUUCAGGAACAGGAAAUUGAUGGAAAAUCCCUGCUCUUGAUGAGGAGAAAUGAUGUGCUGACAGGGCUGCAGUUGAAACUGGGGCCUGCUCUGAAAAUCUAUGAGUAUCAUGUAAAACCUCUUCAGACCAAGCAUUUAAAGAACAGCUCUUCCUAGUAAAGUGAAAUCGAGGUCUCAGUCCUCAGAACAGGA
Molecule: messenger RNA, 2109 nt
Organism: Peromyscus maniculatus bairdii (prairie deer mouse)
Lineage: Eukaryota; Metazoa; Chordata; Mammalia; Rodentia; Cricetidae
Source: RefSeq, a predicted model, not a curated record